Lasiosphaeria miniovina is the source of this 1425-nucleotide messenger RNA. RefSeq lists its product as uncharacterized. Gene Ontology annotation, molecular function: O-methyltransferase activity. The coding region runs from base 1 to 1425 and encodes 474 amino acids. The transcript has 4 exons. NCBI's taxonomy places the organism in Eukaryota, Fungi, Ascomycota, Sordariomycetes, Sordariales, Lasiosphaeriaceae. The record is from RefSeq and is a predicted model, not a curated record.
AUGCCUCUGCCACACGUCACUAACGGCAACAUCAACGACAACGGCAACGACAACGGCAAUAACAACGGCAACGAUAACGACAACGGCAACAGUAAGAUCAAUGAUGACGGCGAGAGCAACAAAGACGACCUCGUCGCCGUGGCCGAGGGCAUCCUCAAGCACACGCAAGAGCUGGCCGCCUACCUCACCGAGCACUCGAUAGCGGCGCCGCGGCUCGAGGCCGGAGCGCGCACCAAGCUAUGGACCACGCACACCGGGCCCGUCGAGGCCAGCCGGACGGCGCUCACGGGGCUGAUGCAGCACCUCGAGAAGCUGGUCCACGGCCCGCACGGCUUCCUGCACGAGUACGUAUCGGGCAACUGGGAGUACGGCGCGCUCAACACGCUGCUCGAGUUCGACGUGCUCGAAAAGAUCCCCCGCGCCGGCACGGCGUCGGCCGACGAGCUCGCCGAGAAGACGUCCCUGCCCGCCGAGAAACUACUGCGCAUCUGCCGGCUCGUCGCCUGUGCCGGCAUUCUCAAGGAGACCGAGGCUGGUGUUUUUGCGCACACUGCGGUAUCCGAGGAGCUGGUCAGCGACGCGGGCUUCCGCGCGUGGGUUGGGUUCCAGCUAUAUGAGACACGAGUGGCCAGCGCACAUUUGGCAGAUUCGCUUCGACGCCCGAACCCGUUUUGGAAGGGACAGGCCGCCUUCGAAUACGCAUGGGGGAUUCCCAUGUACGAGUGGCAUCGCAAGCACCCAGGAAAGGGGAAGCGCUUUGCGCAGGCUAUGGAGAGCGUGUCCAAGGGGCUCGAUCCCGGGAACGGCAUGAUAAUCGACUGGUUCACGUCCCGUUCCGACAUGCAUCAAGAUGAGACGGCGCUGGUUGUCGACGUGGCAGGCAAGACGGGCUCGUUCGCAGUGGACCUCGCGGGCAUCUUCCCCAAAGUCGCAUUCGAGGUGCAGGACGAGGCCGCCGCGCUGCUGAAGCGAGGAGAGGCGAGCCUGCCGGCAGAGCUGUCAGGCCGGAUCACUUUCCGCGAGCGGAGCCUGCUCGGGCCACGCACCUUGGACGAGUCAUCGGCGGUACCGCGUGUGUUGCUCCUGCGGAGCGCGCUCUGGUGUCUCGAUGAUGAGACCUGCAUCGGGCUGCUACGCAGCUUCAUCCCUUUGCUUCAGCACGCGCAGCGCCCGACGCUGCUGAUCAACGACCUAGUGUCGCCGGCGUGGGGCACGUUUGAGCCGCACGUGGAGAGGGCGUUCCGGCGGCGGGACGUGACCGUCAUGACCAUGCACAACGCCAAACAGCGCACGGCGGGCGAGUGGGCGGCCGUCUUGCGCGCCGCGAGCCCGGCCUUCCGCGUCGAGUAUACCGAGGCGUAUUCCUCGCACAGCUGCCGCGGACUGUGGCAGGUCCAAAUGGCUUCCGGCGAGGACACGUCGUGA